This is a messenger RNA of Orbicella faveolata, 4454 nucleotides long. RefSeq lists its product as uncharacterized. NCBI's taxonomy places the organism in Eukaryota, Metazoa, Cnidaria, Anthozoa, Scleractinia, Merulinidae. The record is from RefSeq and is a predicted model, not a curated record. Gene Ontology annotation, molecular function: protein binding.
AUGUUAAUGAGCUCGCAAAGUUUGUAUUAACCGCACAAAAUUAUGCAUUGUAUGAGUUCGAUUGUUAAUUUGUCGUGCUAAAAUAAGGCUACUUGCUUUUUUAGCUUGGACCGAAACAUCGGGCAAGCUAGCAAAAAAGAAACGUUUUCUUUCAACAAAUGUUGCGUUAGUAAAACAAACGCGCAUCACGCACAAAAAACGCGAAAAUCGUAUCCCGCGCUUUCAUACUAAGGGGACCCCCUGCCAGUCAGCGUGGGGCGAUCAGCGGAGUGUUUACAACAGAACAGAGUAGCUGAAAUUGUGGCAUCACUAAACAAAGUGGAACAUAGCUAAUAUCUUGAAUUUGAUUUGCCAGAAGAUAGCACUGAUGGAAAACUUCUUAUCAAGAUCAGUUAAGCGACACAACGAGUGGUAUUUUGUUUAAAAAUUUUGGCGCGUACUUUCGUAUUGGUGAACUCUCUCGCGGGCAAAAAUGGCGUCAAAAACUCGAAACUCGAUUUCUUCAAGUACGCGGAGCCCUUCUCCAGAGAAGUCGCUGGGACUGGCGAAGACUUCGCUUUCAGCUUCGACAGAACAGUUAGUGGUGUCUUUAUCAGAGGAACAAGUUCUGGUUCAAAAGAGGACAUUUGGAAGAUGGGUGAAUCAUUUUCUUCAAAAACACAAGCCUCCAAUGCAUGUUGAUGACUUGAUUGAGGGUCUUCAAGAUGGCACAAAGUUACUGGCACUACUAGAAGUAUUGUCAGGAGAACGCUUGCCAAAAGAAAAAGGAAGCAAGAGACCUCAUCAUCUUGCAAAUGUUGGAUCUGCCUUGAAAUUUUUAACCACAAAAAAUGUCAAGCUUCUGAAUAUUCACAGGGAGUCUGUGGUAGAUGGAAAUCAAAUGCUGGUUCUUGGAUUGAUUUGGGCCAUUAUUCAUCACUAUCAGGUGGAGGGUUUCUAUGCAAACAAGAAAAAAUCCAGGACGAAGAAAUACCUUCUAGAGUGGUCUCAGAAAGCAGCCCAGAAAGCCACAGGAUCAAGUGAGGCUGUGAAAAACUUCAGCUCUAGUUGGAAAAAUGGUCAGGCUUUCUUACAUAUAAUCCAUGCAUUUAGGCCCGAUUUAGUGGAUCUCGGCGCCGUUCAGAGCCGUGAUGAUGUUUCCAAUCUACAGGAAGCGUUUGACUUAGCCGAGAAACAUCUCAGUGUACCCAAGCUUUUGGAGCCUGAAGAUGUUAAUGUGGAGAAGCCUGACGAGAAAUCGAUUAUAACGUAUUUGGCUACACUCUGCGACACUCUCGAGUCAGAGAAAACGAAGUCGCCAAAAAGACCCGUCUCACCGACCAAACCCGCACCAAAGAAAUCUAGCUCUCCGAGCCCCUCGGCUAAAGGAGCCGGGAGUAGAACUUUAAGCCCCGAACCCAGUUCUCCCGAAGAGCACACAAAACAAUUGAAGAGAAGCCCUUCUCCGGUGAGCACAAAAGCAAAAGAUUCAACUUCAGCUGCGGGUUCUCCGUCGAAGGGAGGAGAGGGUAAAGUGGUGCGUUCCUCACCCACCCCUCCCAAGAAGCAAACAGAACAGUCACGAAGAAGUUCAUCGCCAUUGAAGACAGAGAGAACGACCUCUCCCACUGGAAAAGGCAAAGCUCAAGUUAAAGUGAGUACUUCGAACUUAACCGGAGUUUCACAAGACAGUUUAAAGAGUGGAACCCCCAGUCCAAAAUCCUCAACCUCAGACGAGCCAAUGGACACGUCCCCAGAGAAAGAUACCAAUCUAGCGCCGCACAAACGGCGUGACACUCGAUCGGUAAGCCCCUCGCCUACUUCUGCCGCGCCGAAAAAGCCGAGGGUAAGCCUCACCCAUGGUAAAUUGUCGGCGUCUUCGGAUCAUUCUGACAGGUUGAAGAACAAGAGACAUUCGCUUGCAGUAGAAAGCAAAAAGUUGUCGGUCCCCGGUGAGCCAGGCCGUAAAAAGAGAGCAAGCGUGACUGGGACGCUUUCGACGUCACGCAAACUCAGCUCAACUGGACCGACGCCCAUGGACGUAGAAUCCUCGUCAAGUGAUUUGGAAGAAUCCGAGGACGAUGAAGAGGAGUUUGAGGCGGAAAAUGAAAAGAGAGACAUUGAACAGGAAUACAAGGAGCUUACUGAUUGGUUAAACGAUGUGGAGAAAAGAGCAUCUCUGAUGGAACAACAAUGGAGCGAGGAAGGUGAAGAGGAUGAACCUAAAAAGAAACGUAAAGCGAAACAGAUACAGAUUUUUCGGCAGCAAAUCCAACGUCGCGAAUACCAUAUUAGUCGGAUAAUCGAGACGAAAUAUCCCGAAUUUUCUCUUCCCGAAGACAAGCUAAAGGUUCUCGUAACGAAGUGGGAAAUAGUCAAACAGAAGGUGACCGUGUUGGAAGAGAAGAUCUGGGAAGUAGGGCGUCACGUGAGAAAGGAUGGCAAGCUUGGUAACCUGUUGUUAUGGUUACACGAAGCCGAGGCCCUUCUCAACUAUUACGAGACGGACGAGAGCUGGGUCUGUGAAGUUCCCGCCAAAUUUCUCUUGAGACAACACGAGACUUUCUUCAAGGACUUGGACGAGCACUGUAAAGGUCUGGACGCUAUUCUUCAAUCUGGUGCAGACGAAGAUGUCCUGGUGGACGCGUCGUUGCUAAAAGAAGUUGACAGUCGCAUCAAAGCAGUCCAAGAGAAGUCCGCUGACAGGCUGUUGAGGCUCGCUUAUGAGAACUCUAGGUCAAAAAUUUUAGGGUUGUUAGACGCUGGACGAAAGCAAUUGAAUAUUCAGCCAGUCAAGUACGCAUCGCAGGCUCAUGUAGAGAAAGCUCUCAAGGAAUACACGAUGUUUUUUGUCGACAAGGAGUUCCUGAAGAAAUGCAAAAAGUACCGGCGAAGUCUCCACGAAGCUUCUGAAGCUUACAUGAACAUUCUUCCGGAAUCUCGCACGACGGAAGUCAAAAGCCUUGUAUGGAACGUGGAUCAGCAGGUGGAUAAGAUGGUCGAUGAGGCCACUGCAAAAUACAGAUACCUCGAUGAUGUCAACAAGAAGUGGAAAACAUUUGAUACGCUGAUAGAAUCCGUGACAAAAUGGAUGGAAGAUGCAGAGGCGCUAAUCACGAAUGGAACCCUCAAGGCUUGUAAGGAUUACCUGAAAGAUUUAGAGAGAAUCCAAUCAGACGCCUCCACAGCUCAAGACUGCAGUAAAACAAUAAUAGCACACUGCCAAGACCGAGUGAAAAUCGACAUGAAUCAGCUUCUACGAGACAUGGAUCGGCGUCUGAACCGCAUCAUCCGGCGCAACUCGCGGAUCAUGAAAUGCGACAAGCGCAACUCCAAACUGGAGAAAUUCGAGGGCACAGUGGACGGUGUUAUGGACUGGAUUCACGACGCUGAACUUUUCGUUUCGUCUGCUGUGGAGGGGAUGUACGAAGCUGUGAAAGAACGCACCGACAGGCUUGAGGUGACACAAAGGGAGAUCGAAGAAUGCGAAUCUAACGUAAACUCGUUAAACAGACUCACCAAAGCCAUUCUCAAAGAUUUCAAAACGGACAUGGCCUCCUCCAUAAAUGCGACGCUAUCAAACAUUAAUCGGAGAUUUGAGAAGAUCAAAGCCUCGGUUCCUCACAGGUAUCUGACACUAAAGCAGAUCUUACCUCAGCUAGAACAGUUUGAAUCUGGCUUUGAAGACGAACUCAAGUGGUUGGAGGAAGCUCUGGUGGCGUUGGAAGCUUACAAGAAUGUGAACACUUUAGAAGAAGUUGAACGAGAGCUUGGAAGAUAUACGGUGAGUAGACACUCUAAACGCAAAGUGAAAUACCAUUAAGGCCUCGUCUACUCGUAUCCGGAUAUCUUUUGAUUCCGCAACUUUUUCUUUCCGGAUUCAAAAAUUUCUCCGUCCACACGUGGCAAAAAUUUCCGGAUUCGCUGCCGAAUUCGCCGGAUGCGUGUGGAUGGAAGCCGCGUCCGGAAAGAAAAAGUUGCGGAUUCAAAAAUAUCCGGAUACAUGUGGGCGGGGCCUAAGUCACGAAAGUAACUGAAAGUAGCGUCCCCUAAUUCAAAUGUCACGCGUUGCUAGUGAACCUCCGAAAGUAACGGACGCUUCGAAAGUUGCGACUUCAAAUGUAACAAUACUUGCAUUCUCCUACCUCCUACAUUCUCAAUUUAACAGUUCAUUACUAGGAUUCUCAUUGAAAAGGGAGUAGAGGGCUUGUUUCAUGAAGUAGACAGCUGACACCGCUUUGAGUGCGGAAGGCACAAGCCUCUAGGGAGGUCUGAGGGCAUGCUCCCUCAGAAACGUUUGAAAUUGAGAAGCUCUGAAAUGCGAUUUUGCGCAUUCUCUUGGAGAUAAUUAUUUCGUUUUCCAAAAUCAAUUUUUGAAAAGGUCAAAACACCAAGAAUAUUUAGGGAUUAGAAUGACUUUUUUCAAUUUUUAUUCUACAGCAGUAGCGUAAUUGAAAACUUACACCGUACACCAC